AUGUUGCCUAUUCGGCCGGAUGACGGGGACGACACUGUUCCGAUAGUGUGUGCGGAGCCGCCGAACACGGACUGGCAGUACUCGAGGUAUGAGGAGAGUGACGUGGAGACGGCAAUGACUAUCGACGGUGAAUGGAUUCUUGCGGCAGGAAAGAAGCCGAACCCGGAGGCGAUCCCGAUUUGUUCUAAGUGGUUGUCAACGCGGAGUAGCGAAAUCACGAGCAGUAGUUGUAUCAAUUUAUGUCGUUCAUUGGCAACGACACAGUGUUUGGAAGUGCGCCAAAACUGGGUGUAUGGACGGUGGCUGAGCACGACUGUAGACCUAGGGGGUGGCGGUUCGAGUCCGAACGGAUUGUUUGACUGCGUGCACUCCAAAUUGAUUGGCUCGGAGAGGUACUGUACGGGCCCGUGUAAGAACCAGGGGAACGUGGAGGUAUCUUGUUUGCUUGAGCGCGGUUACUGUUAUAACCACGAUGACCCGCGAAAUCUCUACGACACGACCACCCCGGCGCCUGAGACCACCUCCUUUACGACUAGCACGACCACCUCUCCGAAUGAAACCACAUCCGAAGCCUACGUCGACGUGACCUGGGAACUCGGCAUCAUCGGCGGUGCCAUGGCCAGCGGGGCCGGCAUCGCGGCCGUCGCAGGCACCUGUUGCUACUGCACCCGAACCGCCGCCCAGGCCGCAACGGAAGGCAUCCAAGACUUCACUGCGCAAGUCGGAGACGGACUCGACGAUGCCGAACUCAUGCUACGUCGUCAAAAAUUCACCAAAGACAUCGUCAAGGACGACCACACCAUUCUCCGUGAAGAACUCGCACUGAGGGCCCAUCGAAGCAAGACUCGCAAACGCCAACGCAAACGACAGCGGAACCCGCCCAGCAGCAAUGAACCCAGCAGCAACGAAGACAAUGACGAACCAGCCACCCCCUAG
This is a messenger RNA of Gregarina niphandrodes, 936 nucleotides long. RefSeq lists its product as hypothetical. The transcript has a single exon. The record is from RefSeq and is a predicted model, not a curated record. Bases 1 to 936 code for a protein of 311 amino acids. NCBI's taxonomy places the organism in Eukaryota, Apicomplexa, Conoidasida, Eugregarinorida, Gregarinidae.